CGCAGAACCCGCCACGUCACUCACCGGGACCCACCCUCCUACGUCGUCACCCUCCCCUCCUCAAAAAGGACACCACGGAGACGUGGAAUCAUUCCCAUCCUUCGUACACUUUCCCCAACCUACCGUCUCCAGCCAGGGAUUCUCUCGGAAACAGAGAUUGUUUCACUCACACAGCAGCUCUACCACCGGAAUAAUGGCCACCGCCACGGCUCGCGCCAUCCGCUGCGACCUCGGAACCGCCGGGAACAACCAGCAGCGGUCGCCCGUUUCCAGGACCGGAUCCGCCGCGGGAGCUCCGGUCCAGCUCGUCACUCUGCCGCCGAAGACCGAAGCCGCGCCGGGGGAGAACGGGAAGAUCAUGCUCCAGCCCCGUCUCUGCACCCUGAGAUCCUACGGCGACGAUCGAUUCGCGGUCGUGAAGACGAGGAAGAACUACGGAGGAGGAAUCGGAGAUUACGAGGUUUCGCCGUUCUUCGAGACUCUGUCGGAGUACAUCGAGAGCUCCAAGAAGAGCCAGGACUUCGAGACCAUCUCCGGCCGCGUCGCCAUGAUUGUGUUCGCGGCGACGGUGGCGGCGGAGGUGGUGACGGGGAACUCGGUGGUGGGGAAGCUGGAUCUGGUGGGGAUCGAGGAGGCCGGCGGCGCGUGCCUGGCGGCGGUGGUGUGCGCCGCGGCGUUCGCGUGGGUCUCGAGCGCGCGGAACGGAGUGGGGAAGAUGUUCUCCUCCGGAUGCAACUACGUCAUCGACUCGCUCGUCGAUGACGUCGUCGACGGGCUGUUCUACGACACGGAGCUCAGCGACUGGUCCGAUGAGGUCUGAAUCGGGUUGGUUUGUGGGUGGGAGGGAAUUGGGUUUCGGUUUUGGGGGAGAUGGGUUUGGUUCGCGAUGAUUAAUUAUACAUAAUCGUGAUUAGCUGUGUACUUAAAUUGUGAUUAGGGUAUGUUAUUGUUGUGGUUCAACAGAAUGAGAAGUAUGGGGGGAAUCAGGUCGUUCUUGUUGGCAUGGAAAUGGGCGCAGGGGAUCUGGGUUCGCGUGUGGUUAUUACAGUUUUACCCCCUUUGUAAAAUCAUAUAUGUAAACUCUGUGAUUGGAUGUACAAUCGUACAUGUCACUCCGUAUACUAAUGCACUCGAUACUUCGUAGAAGUGUUACGUGUACGAGUUUCAUACUACAUAGAAGUUAGAAAAAGUU
Linum tenue is the source of this 1192-nucleotide messenger RNA. Lineage: Eukaryota; Viridiplantae; Streptophyta; Magnoliopsida; Malpighiales; Linaceae. The record is from the annotation of a GenBank genome assembly.